Salarias fasciatus (jewelled blenny) is the source of this 3309-nucleotide messenger RNA. It is a transcript of the gene tapt1a, whose product is annotated as transmembrane anterior posterior transformation 1a. NCBI's taxonomy places the organism in Eukaryota, Metazoa, Chordata, Actinopteri, Blenniiformes, Blenniidae. Gene Ontology annotation, biological process: positive regulation of cilium assembly. The transcript is spliced from 14 exons. The record is from RefSeq and is a predicted model, not a curated record. Gene Ontology annotation, cellular component: endoplasmic reticulum membrane; ciliary basal body. Bases 18 to 1805 code for a protein of 595 amino acids.
CGGCGGCUGGAGGAAACAUGGCGGAGGUGUCGGGGGCCGAGCUGUCAGAGGAGAAAGAAGCUGAAACUGAGCUGAAAAGGAGACUCAAAGGACCAAAAACGCCGUGGGACGAGCUGCACAGGUCGGGGAAAGUCAGCCUGACCGCGGAGCUGCCGGAGACUUUGGGCUUCUACGAUAUCAGCGCUGUCAGGAGGGAGCAGCGGGAGCUGCCAGCAGAUCCGUCGCUGACACGCUUCAUUUGUGCGGAGCUCACCAGAGGUUAUUUCCUGGAACACAAUGAGGCAAAGUACACGGAGCGCCGAGAGAGAGUUUACACAUGCAUGCGUAUUCCCAAGGAGCUGGAGAAGUUGAUGCUCUUCGGCUUCUUCCUGUGUGUGGACGCCUUCCUGUACGUCUUCACGCUGCUGCCCCUCAGAGUGCUGCUGGCCCUGCUCCGAGUCCUCACCCUGCCAUGCUGCGGCUUCAGCGGGUCGCGGCUGCUGCAGCCUGCGCAGGUGUGCGACAUGCUGAAGGGCCUGAUCCUGCUGCUCUGCUUCUCCAUGAUGCACUACGUGGACUACUCCAUGAUGUACCACCUGAUCCGAGGACAGUCGGUCAUCAAGCUCUACAUCAUCUACAACAUGCUGGAGGUAGCAGAUCGCCUCUUCUCCUCCUUCGGCCAGGACAUCCUGGACGCUCUGUACUGGACGGCCACUGAACCCAAAGAGCGCAAGCGAGACAGUAUCGGAGUGAUCCCUCACUUCCUCAUGGCGGUGCUCUACGUGUUCCUUCAUUCAAUCCUCAUCAUGGUCCAGGCCUCCACGCUGAACGUCGCCUUCAACUCCCACAACAAGUCACUGCUGACCAUCAUGAUGUCCAACAACUUUGUGGAGAUUAAAGGGAGUGUGUUCAAGAAAUUUGAGAAGAACAACUUGUUCCAAAUGUCCAACAGUGAUAUCAAAGAACGCUUCACCAGCUACGUUCUGCUGCUCAUCGUCUGCCUCAGGAAUAUGGAGCAGUUCUCCUGGAACACAGACCACCUGCUGGUGCUGCUCCCCGACGUCUUCAUCGUCAUCGUCUCUGAAAUCGCCGUCGACACGAUCAAGCACGCCUUCAUCACCAAGUUCAACGACAUCCCGGCAGACGUGUACAGCGAGUACCGAGCCAGCCUGGCCUUCGACCUCGUCAGCAGCCGGCAGAAGAACGCCUACACCGACUACAGUGACUCGGUGGCUCGGAGGAUGGGCUUCAUCCCGCUGCCGCUGGCCGUGCUGCUCAUCCGAGUGCUGUUGAGUUCAGUGAAGGUUCAAGGAGCCCUGUCGUACACGUGCGUCUUCCUCUUUUAUCUGGGGCUGGUGACGCUCAAAGUGUUGAACAGUAUUGUGCUGCUGGGAAAGUCCUGCGUUUACGUGAAAAGAGCCAACAUGGAGGACAAACUGUUUGAGAAGAGCUCCACUCCCUCCUCCUCCUCCAACAAGACCCCCAACAAGGCCGACCAGGCCAGAGGUCAAACGCCUUCAGGUGAAUCCAGGGUGGAGCAGGUUGUUCCCUCCGCCUGCAGCCCUCCUCCUCCUCCCCCCUCCUCCGUCACCACCCAGCCGGCCCCCCGGACCCACCCCUUCCCCCUCCCUCCCACCCAGCCCUGCGCGGCGGAAGAGGCCCCUCCUCCUGCUGCUCCUGCUCAGCCCGCCGCUGACCCGCCGGCGCCGUCCAGGGAGGAAGAGGAGGAGCAGGCGGCGGAGGACCCCGACACCAAGCACCGGACUCCCAAGAAAGACCUGCUGGAGAUCGACCGCUUCACCAUCUGCGGGAACCGAAUCGACUGAGCGGCAGCGGCCGCCGUGUAGCAGCGCCAAGCGCCGGGGGGGGGCGGAGCCGAGCCGAGCCGAGCCUGCAGUCCGUGCUGACGCCGGCUGGAACCGUGAGCGCCGAGCGCGGCGGCGCAGCCGCUGAAAGCCUCAGCGGCAGGCCGGAGGCGGGCGCUCGGGACGAGUGUGUGAGUGUGUUCAGACGUGUGUGUUUCAGCACACGGGGUUCUUCUCGUGUGAGCAGCACUGCGACCACAGGCACAGGAGUUUCCCAGCGCGCUCAGCGGCCACAUCGUUCUGCCGCUCGCAAGACAACAGGCGACCAAUCAACACAAAGCAGCCUGUCCUGGUGGCUGCUGGGCUCCGUGGAGACCUGGACCCCGGGGGGGGGCAGUGUGACACACACAACACACUCUGCUUCUUCUGCCCUUUUAUCUCUUCACUAAAUGCCAGGUUUACGUUUGCAGCAGCUCCAGUCCGACAUCCAGCACAUCACUCUCAAUCCAAGCUGGAAAGGAAAUAAUCUUCACUUUGUUUCUGAUCCACAUCAAAACCACUUUGAUAUUUCAACAACAAGCCGUCUGUAGUUCUUCUUUUAAUUCCUCCGAUGUGUGGGAAGCAGCUGGGAAGCUGAUCUGUUUGAGAAGUGAUAUUUAACCUAUUUAUCUGGAACGUUUGCACUGAUGGACCGUAUCGCGCUCAGUACGGUCGCUCGUCUCAUCAAACUCAAGUGACGCUCUAAUGUUUACAUCCCAGGAUGGCAGAAGCAAUAUGUUCACUACUAAAGGCCUUUUCUGUGCGUGUGUGUGUGUGUGUGUAUGUGUGUGUGUGUGAGAGAGAGAGAGAGAAACUGCCGUUUGAGUUGUUUGCUGUAAAGAUUUAUUUGAUUGCAAUAAUAAAGGCGUGUGGUGAACGGGUGAAGACGCCGUGCCAAAGCUUCGCUCCUCACCAGGUCACGAGAGGUCAAGCCGCCGUGGAGCAGUGGAGGGUUUCAGGGUGAGUUAAAGGGACCCGUCAUGUGAAUCACCAGCAGGAAGUGUGUGUCUAGAGGAUGGAGCCACUUCCUGUUUUCUUCUCAUGCCUUGUGGGACGAGCAGCAGCGGAGUCUGGACACGCCGCUGCUCUCCACUGCUCAUCCCACAAAUGCAUUUCUCUGGUAAUCACAACGGCCCCCUGAGAAAAGUACUCAGACUACUGUUGGUUUGUUUGCUUUAAUUUGGAACACGCUGAGGUACUUUUCCACACGUAAACUAAAUAAUAUAUUGAAUGUUUUGCAGUAUUUGGUGUUUACACAUAUCGAUUCUAUUUAAGGAGUGUUUCUUCAUGAUGUCCGUGAGCGUUGUGAUCAGGAAGACGGUCCUGUCUCUGGAGCUGUGUCAGGAGUGUCUCUGAGCUGUCCUCAGGCCGCCCUGUGUGUACUGAGACGUUGGAGACGAGCCCGAAGUGUUCUUACGCGAGCUGCGAAGGUCCCCGACACUGCCUGCUGCCCUCGUCUGUAUCAGCUGACCUCUGGAAUAAUUAA